Messenger RNA from Ramularia collo-cygni, 2076 nucleotides. RefSeq names its product related to Putative mitochondrial repair protein. The record is from RefSeq and is a predicted model, not a curated record. Bases 1 to 2076 code for a protein of 691 amino acids. Gene Ontology annotation, cellular component: mitochondrion. NCBI's taxonomy places the organism in Eukaryota, Fungi, Ascomycota, Dothideomycetes, Mycosphaerellales, Mycosphaerellaceae. Gene Ontology annotation, molecular function: ATP binding; ATP hydrolysis activity. The transcript has a single exon.
AUGUUGAGAAGACUGGCCAUCGCCCAUCAGCAACGCCGCCUCUUCCAUGCAACACGAGCGUGGCGUCAGGCGAGUAGUAUCAUACAGGUCCAGGACGGCACCUUUUACCGCUCAUAUCCCGAGUCGUCAGACACACCAGCCGCGAAUCCGCCCUUGUUUGAAAAGCUCAAUUUUUCUCUUCCUGCUGGUCUCCAGAAAGAUGAGCCCUCUGAGUAUUGGGCUAUAAUUUCUCCCUCUUCCCUUGUCAGGACCACAUUCCUACAGAUUCUAGGUGGCCGCCAUUUCUGCCAGCCUCCCAAUGCCCGGACUUAUCCUUAUCUGGCCGAGCUUUCCAUCUCACCGCACAGCGCCGUCAAAUAUGUUGGCUUCGAUGCGGACCGCGGGAGUGGAGUUGGAGGAAACAGUGUCCGGGGAGCAUAUCUCAGCGCGAGAUAUGAGGCCCGGCGUGAAGAAACGGACUUUUCCCUCCACAAUUAUCUGACCGGCCACACCGAGCUCAAUGCGAUAGAAAAUACCCCGACUGCUGCAGAGGAAGAAGCCCUGGAAUUAGUCGUCGACCGACUCAAUCUUCGCUCCCUCCUCGACAUGCCUGUGGCAAAUCUGAGCAACGGCCAAACCCGUCGAGCCCGUAUAGCAAAAGCACUCAUGGCUCGUCCGGAAGUGCUUCUCUUAGACGGGCCAUUCAUGGGCUUAGAUCCCAACACCUCUGCGGCCAUUGMCAAAGUCUUGCACAGCAUUGCCACAAGUCAAGCGCCUCGUCUCAUCUUGAGUCUACGCCCGGAAGACGGCGUUCCGGGUUGGAUCACCCAUCUGAUAGUAGCAGACUCUGGCUCCAAAGUCCUCGGCCAGGGAAGCAAAAAGUCCAUCAUCGCUCCUAAAAUGGCCAAUUACCACAUCACAUCCAUGCUCAAUCCAAUCAUUGACACCUGUGGUAGACCCCAUUACACGCGCAGCAAAGACGCCCACUCUUACGACUCGCCCGCUCUACCUCCAGGUGAACCUCUAAUCGAGAUGCGUGGUGUACAAAUCAAAUAUGGCAACAAAACCGUUCUCGGGAACUGGAUUCAAACAGACCCCAUGACAGGUGCAUCGUACCCCACUCCCGGUCUUUACUGGUCUCUACACCGCGGCCAAAGAUGCGCCAUAUUCGGCCCUAAUGGGAGUGGAAAGACGACGAUGCUUUCGCUCAUCACUUCUGAUCACCCUCAAACAUACUCACAACCGAUCUUUCAUUUCUCUCGUUCCCGCCUUCCCGCGCCCGGAGAACCAGGAAUAUCGCUCUUCGACCUCCAGGCUAAGAUCGGACACUCAAGUCCCGAGAUUCACUCCUUCUUUCCCAAACACCUCUCCGUUCGGCAAGUUCUCGAGUCCGCAUGGGCGGAGACACCAUUAAGUCGACCCAAGCUCACAGCGCCUCGGGAUAGGAUGGUGGAUGCUACGCUCCGCUGGUUCGCCAGGGAAUUGAAUCCGGAGAUAGGAGGUGGGGAGCUAACUUCACAGGAAAGGCUCAACGAAGCGUGCUCUCUACGCAUUAGAACAAACCGAAAACUGGCCACAGCCAAGGGGCAAGCGCGAAAAGCAUGGAAUGAUAUCAUGCACGACGAUUCGGAUCUGCUAUUUGCAGAGAAAGUCCGGUUCCGAGAUUUGAGUUUUAGCUCUCAGAGGCUGGCAUUGUUCCUACGUGCGAUUGUUGGGAGCCCGGAUAUUGUAAUUUUGGACGAGGCGUUGAGCGGCGUGGAUUCAGACAUUCGUGACAAGGCGCUUUUGUGGUUGAGUCAGGGUGAGAAGAUUGAGUGUGUGGAGGGUGCGGCGGCAGUGGAGAGUGUGCAAGCUCUGCUGGGUGGGGAGAAAAUUGUAUUUCAGGGACUGGAGGACAGGCAAGCAUUGGUGGUGAUUGCGCACGAGAAAGGCGAUGUUGCGGGAUGCGUGAGAGAAUGGAUCUGCUUGCCACAAGGAGAAGAGGAAGKCAUGGAACCCAGAGUGGGUGUUUUGGGUGGACCGCUAGAGCUGAGACCUACAGCGUGGGAGACGGAGAUAUGGGGUCGGAAUGGGGACACGCCUGCCGAGACAAAGUAA